AUGUCCAAUGAUCGGAGUUCAUCAAGACUUCGCGCACCACCGAGGGCCGUGUUUCACAGGCUUCUUAAGACAUGUACCACUAUUCAUAGUGGUACUGAGGCACUAGUAUACAACACGGACCGGGCGACGCUUCUUCGACUCUGGCCGGACCUACUCGGCGAGGACGCAACUGAUCACACCGAGUACGUUAUCAAAAAACCCAACCGGCACGAAGACUUUUUGUCUGAGAGACUUGCACUCGAGCUCUGCAACAAAAGGAGCAGUAAUCAUAUUGUGCUACUCGUGGGUAGCUUUGAGAAUGAAGAAGGGGGAUAUCUUAUCCUACUUCGGGCUAUCGCCGACCUAGAGACGCUCUGGGGGCAUGGCCAUCCAGUUGCACCAUCUCUGUCUCUGAGAUCUCAAGAAGCCGCUGAAAAGUGGUUCGAGGAUCAGAUGUUUGGUCUUGCAGAGGCACUGACUAAUGUUCACUGUCAUCUCGGCACAGCAGAGAAUCCUGUCUUUGGGAUACACGGCGAUAUCAAGGCGAGCAACGUUUUGUUCUACAAAGCUUUGGACAACACAAUGCCCGGUACACUGAAACUGGCAGACUUCGGGGCGAGUCAGUUCUUCGACAGUCUUGCUACGGCUAGCGCCACCUGCUUCAGUGCAGGCAACGGCUCAUACACCGCCCCAGAGAGCGCACUGGAGCAACCGCAAUCACAGGCUGUCGAUGUUUGGAGUCUUGGCUGCUUAAUGCUCGAAUGUAUCGUUUGGUCGGUGGAAGGGCCCGACGGUCGAUUGCACUUCGCUCAAUCAAGGAGGCAUCAGAGCCAUCCGUAUGGCUUGUCACUCACAGCGGAUUACUUUUUCAGAAUGGAGCCCGCCAUCAAUGACACUAGCCAGUCGAAGCCAUUUGUGACAGAGGUCAAUCCAGCUGUGACGGAACGAAUCAACUUGCUAAAGGAUUGUGCUCAUGCUCCAGCGAAGAGAGUCGCGCUGCUGAGUUUGAUCCAAAAGCGAAUGCUUAUGGUCAACCCUCGGGAACGCAUAACGUCAGCUGGUGCUUCUGAGGAGCUGCGGUUCAUUCUAUAUGGAGAGUAUAACCAAUAG
This is a messenger RNA of Cyphellophora europaea CBS 101466, 1089 nucleotides long. RefSeq lists its product as uncharacterized. NCBI's taxonomy places the organism in Eukaryota, Fungi, Ascomycota, Eurotiomycetes, Chaetothyriales, Cyphellophoraceae. Gene Ontology annotation, biological process: peptidyl-serine phosphorylation; peptidyl-threonine phosphorylation. The record is from RefSeq and is a predicted model, not a curated record. The coding region runs from base 1 to 1089 and encodes 362 amino acids. The transcript has a single exon. Gene Ontology annotation, molecular function: ATP binding; protein serine/threonine kinase activity.